Orycteropus afer afer is the source of this 4542-nucleotide messenger RNA. RefSeq names its product mannose receptor C-type 1 (gene MRC1). Bases 1 to 4542 code for a protein of 1513 amino acids. The transcript has 31 exons. Gene Ontology annotation, molecular function: signaling receptor activity. Lineage: Eukaryota; Metazoa; Chordata; Mammalia; Tubulidentata; Orycteropodidae. The record is from RefSeq and is a predicted model, not a curated record.
AUGUGCAAAACAAGCCUGGUGAUCUGCUUUUGCAAAUAUUACAAUCAACAAAACUGUAUGGCGCAGUUCCUCUCUGUUACACAUGGAGUCUCUACAGAAAGUUAUGCAUUUUGUCACACUAGAAUAUGGAGACAAAAAAAUGAGACCAAUGGGGCAGAAGUUCAGCUAGACAGGAGAGGAUUCAGUCAAGUGUUCUAUGUUCAGCUGACAGAUGUCAACUCCAGGAAGCCAGCAAAAGCAGACACUAGGCAGUUUUUAAUAUAUAAUGAAGAUCACAAGCGUUGCGUGGAAGCAGUGAACCCUGGUGCAGUGCAAACUGCGGUUUGCAACCCGGACAGUGAAUCACAGAAAUUCCGAUGGGUGUCUGAUUCCCAGAUUAUGAGUGUUGCAUUUAAAUUAUGCUUGGGUGUGCCAUCCAAAACUGAUUGGGUUUCUAUCACUUUAUAUGCCUGUGACCCAAAAAGUGAACUUCAAAAAUGGGAGUGCAAAAAUGACACACUUUUUGGAAUCAAGGGAGAAGAAUUAUUUUUUAACUAUGGCAACAGACAGGAAAAGAAUAUUAUGCUCUACAAGGGGUCGGGUUUAUGGAGUAGAUGGAAAAUCUAUGGAACCACAGAUGAUUUAUGCUCUAGAGGUUAUGAAGCCAUGUAUACACUACUUGGCAACGCAAAUGGAGCAACGUGUGCAUUUCCUUUCAAGUUUGAAAACAAGUGGUAUGCAGAUUGCACAACUGCUGGGCGAUCAGAUGGAUGGCUCUGGUGUGGAACCACUACAGAUUAUGACACAGACAAACUAUUUGGAUAUUGUCCAUUGAAAUUUGAGGGCAGUGAAAGAUUAUGGAAUAAAGAUCCGUUGACUAGCAUUUCCUACCAGAUAAACUCCAAAUCCGCUUUAACUUGGCACCAGGCGAGGAAGAGCUGCCAACAACAGAAUGCUGAACUGCUGAGCAUCACAGAGAUACACGAGCAAACGUACUUGACAGGAUUAACAAGUUCCUUGACUUCAGGACUCUGGAUUGGACUUAACAGUCUAAGUUUCAACAGUGGCUGGCAGUGGAGUGAUGGCAGUCCAUUCCGAUAUUUAAACUGGCUACCAGGAAGCCCAUCAGCUGAACCUGGAAAAAGCUGUGUGUCACUAAAUCCUGGAAAAAAUGCUAAAUGGGAAAAUCUGGAGUGUGUUCAGAAACUAGGCUAUAUUUGUAAAAAGGGCAACACUACUUUGAAUCCUUUUGUUAUUCCCUCAGCAAGUGACAUGCCUACUAGCUGUCCCAGUCAGUGGUGGCCAUACAGAGGUCACUGUUACAAGAUUCACAGAGAGAAGAAAAUCCAAAGGGAUGCUUUGACUGCAUGUAGAAAGGAAGGUGGUGAUCUGGCAAGUAUCCACAGCAUCGAGGAAUUUGACUUCAUUUUCUCCCAGCUAGGAUAUGAGUCAAAUGAUGAGUUGUGGAUUGGUUUGAAUGAUAUCAAGAUUCAAAUGUACUUUGAGUGGAGUGAUGGGACACCUGUAACAUUUACUAAAUGGCUGCGUGGAGAACCAAGCCAUGAAAACAACAGGCAGGAAGAUUGUGUUGUGAUGAAAGGCAAGAAUGGAUUCUGGGCAGACCGGGCCUGCGAACGGCCUCUUGACUACAUCUGCAAGAUGAAAUCACAAACCCAAGCUCCAGAAAUAGUGGAAGUAGAAACAGGGUGCCGGAAAGGCUGGAAAAGACAUGGAUUUUACUGCUAUUUGAUUGGACACACACUUUCAACAUUUACAGAAGCAAACCAAACCUGCAGAAAUGAGAAGGCUUAUCUAACAACUAUUGAAGACAGAUAUGAACAAGCCUUUUUGACAAGUGUCAUUGGAUUGAGACCUGAAAAAUACUUCUGGACUGGACUUUCAGAUAUACAGACCAAAGGGACUUUUCAGUGGACCAUUGAAGAAGAGGUUCAGUUUACCCACUGGAAUUCAGAUAUGCCUGGUCGCAAGGCAGGAUGUGUUGCCAUGAGAACAGGGAUUGCAGGGGGACUAUGGGAUGUUUUGAAAUGUGAAGAGAAGGCAAAAUUUGUGUGCAAACACUGGGCAGAAGGAGUAACUCGUCCACCAGAGCCAACCACGACUCCUGAACCUAAAUGUCCAGAGAAUUGGGGCUCUGCUAGUAAAUCAAGCCUAUGUUUCAAGCUUUUUACAAAAGGAAAACAUGAAAAGAAAACAUGGUUUGAGUCUCGAGAUUUUUGUCGAGCCCUGGGUGGAGAUCUAGCUAGCAUCAAUAAUAAAGAGGAACAGCAAGCCAUAUGGAGGUUAAUAACGAGUAGUUCAAAUUACCAUGAACUGUUUUGGUUGGGACUGACAUACGGAAGUCCUUCAGAGGGCUUUACUUGGACUGAUGGCUCUCCUGUUUCAUAUGAACAUUGGGCUUAUGGAGAACCUAAUAAUUAUCAAAAUGUUGAAUUUUGUGGUGAGUUGAAAGGUGACCCUGGCAUGUUCUGGAAUGAUAUUAACUGUGAAAAUCUUAACAACUGGAUUUGCCAUAUACGGAAAGGACAAAUACCAAAACCUGAGCCAACACCAGCUCCCCAAGACAAUCCACUAGUCACUGAUGAUGGGUGGGUUAUUUACAAAGAAAACCAGUAUUAUAUUAGCAAAGAGAAGGAAAACAUGGACAAUGCACGAGUAUUCUGCAAGAAGAAUUAUGGUGAUCUUGCUUCUAUUAAAAGUGAAAGUGAAAAAAAGUUUCUAUGGAAAUAUGUCAACAGGAAUGAUGCCCAGUCAGCAUAUUUUAUUGGCUUAUUGAUCAGCUUGGAUAAAAAGUUUUCUUGGAUGGAUGGAAGCCUAGUGGAUUAUGUGGCAUGGGCCACAGGUGAACCCAAUUUUGCAAAUGAUGAUGAAAACUGUGUUACCAUGUAUUCAAAUUCAGGACUUUGGAAUGAUGUUAAUUGUGGUUAUCCACAUGCCUUCAUUUGCCAGAGGCAUAAUAUCACUGUCAAUGCUACAAUUCUUCCUACCACACCCCCAGCCAAAGGUGGUUGUGGGGAAGGUUGGAAAUUUUACAAUAACAAGUGUUACAAAAUCUCAGGAUUUGUUGAAGAAGAAAGAAAAAAUUGGCAAGAAGCACGAAAGACUUGCAUAGCAUUUGGAGGAAAUCUAGUAUCCAUACUCAGUGAAAAAGAGCAAGCAUUUAUUACCUAUAAUAUGCAGGGAUCCAAUUUUAAUGCCUGGACUGGGCUAAAUGAUAUCAAUUCAGAGCACAUGUUCCUUUGGACAGAUCAGCGGGGAGUUCAUUAUACAAAUUGGGGGAAAGGUUACCCUGGUGGACGAAGAAGCAGUCUGUCUUAUGAAGAUGCUGAUUGUGUUGUUAUUAUUGGAGGCAAAUCAAGGGAUGCAGGGAAAUGGAUGGAUGAUACUUGUGACAGUAAGCGAGGCUAUAUAUGCCAGAGACUACCUGACCCAUCUUUAUCUGAUUCUCCAACGAGUUCAACAGAUAGUUUUAUUAAAUAUGGGGAAAGCAGCUAUUCACUCAUUGACUUAAAGCUUUCAUGGUAUGAUGCAGAGAAUUAUUGCAAAUAUCAGAAAUCCAAUAUUGGAAGCAUUCUAGACCCCUAUAGCAAUGCAUUUGUGUGGAUACAAAUGCAAAAAAUGAAUGCACCAGUGUGGAUUGCCCUGAAUAGUAACUUGACCAAUAAUGAAUAUGUUUGGACUGAUAAAUGGAGAGUAAGAUACACCAAUUGGGCUGCUGAUGAACCCAAAUUGAAAGCAGCCUGUGUUUAUCUUGAUAUUGAUGGCUUCUGGAAGACAGCAUAUUGCAAUGAAACGUUCCAUUCUCUCUGUAAAAGAUCAAAAGAACUCCCUGCCACUGAACCUCCGCAACUGCCUGGCAGAUGCCCAGAGUCAGAACAUACAGCAUGGAUUCCUUUCCAUGGCCACUGCUAUUAUAUUGAGUCCUCAUACACACGGAACUGGGGCCAAGCUUCUUUAGAAUGUCUUCGAAUGGGUUCCACUUUGGCUUCCAUAGAAAAUGCUGCUGAAUCCAGUUUUCUUUCAUAUCAUGUUGAGCCACUUAAAAGUAAAACCAGUUUUUGGAUAGGAUUGUACAGAAAUGUUGAAGGAAUGUGGCUCUGGAUAAACAACAAUCCAGUAUCCUUUGUCAACUGGAAUACAGGAGACCCCACUGGUGACCGCAAUGACUGUGUCAAUUUAAUUUCAUCUUCUGGGUUUUGGAAUAAUAUUCAUUGUUCUUCCUACAAAGGAUAUAUUUGUAAAAGACCAAAAAUUGUUGAUGUUGAACCUACUCAAACAAUGAUGACAACAAAAGCUAACCCAAGGAAGAUGAGCCCUUCCAAACCAUCUUCCAAUGUGGCAGGAGUAGCUGUCAUUGUGAUCCUUCUCAUUCUGGCUGGUGCUGGCCUCGCUGCAUAUUUCUUUUAUAAGAAAAGACGUGUGCACCUACCUCGAGAAGACACCUUUGAAAACACCCUCUAUUUCAACAGUAGAUCAACUCCAGGAGCUAGUGAUACAAAAGAUCUCAUGGGUAACAUUGAACAGAAUGAACAUGCAGUCAUUUAG